UCCGAGCGUAGGAGAAGAUGCUCAGUUUCGAGCAAUUUUGGAGCAGAAAAACAUUAACAGGUCUUGGGUUGGGACAAUUUCUUUCACUUCUGAUCACUUCCACUGGUUUCACGUCUUCUGAAUUGGCUAAAAAAGGAAUUAAUGCACCAACUUCACAGUCAUUUCUCAAUUAUGUGUUCUUGGCAAUUGUCUAUGGGAGCAUUGUUCUAUACAGAAGGGAAGCAUUGAAGGAAAAAUGGUAUUAUUACAUACUUCUUGGAUUGGUUGAUGUUGAAGGAAAUUUUCUUGUUGUGAAGGCGUAUCAAUACACAUCACUAACAAGUGUGAUGCUGCUUGACUGCUGGACCAUUCCAUGUGUUAUGCUUCUUACGUGGAUUUUCUUGAAAACAAAAUAUAGAUUCAAAAAGAUAACUGGCGUAGCUUUUUGCAUUGCUGGUCUUGUCCUGGUUAUUUUUUCAGAUGUCCAUGCAGGUGACCGAGCUGGUGGAAGCAACCCUCGUACAGGGGACCUUCUUGUUAUUGCUGGUGCUACAUUGUAUGCUGUCUGCAAUGUCAGCGAGGAGUUUCUAGUGAAAAAUGCUGAUAGAGUUGAGCUGAUGGCAAUGUUAGGUCUCUUUGGUGGCAUUGUCAGUGCCAUUCAAAUAAGCAUACUUGAGCGCAAUGAGCUCAAAUCUAUUCACUGGUCAGCUGGGGCAGCGCUUCCUUUUGUUGGAUUUGCAGUGGCCAUGUUUAUGUUUUACUCUUUAGUCCCUGUGCUGCUUAAGAUCAAUGGUUCCACUAUGUUAAAUCUGUCCUUGCUGACCUCUGAUAUGUGGGCUGUCUUAAUUCGCAUUUUCGCUUACCAUGAGAAGGUUGAUUGGAUGUACUUUGUGGCCUUUGGUGCUGUUGUUAUUGGUCUUAUUAUCUACUCUGGAGGUGACAGAGAUGAGGAUCAACAACGUCUUCAUGUUGCUGAAGACGCUGACCAAAGACAACAUGAUGAAGCAGCUAAUUCGGGUAAGUCAUAG
This is a messenger RNA of Abrus precatorius (Indian licorice), 1007 nucleotides long. Its product is annotated as solute carrier family 35 member F1-like. Gene Ontology annotation, molecular function: transmembrane transporter activity. Gene Ontology annotation, biological process: transmembrane transport. Bases 18 to 1007 code for a protein of 329 amino acids. Gene Ontology annotation, cellular component: membrane. The transcript is spliced from 11 exons. Lineage: Eukaryota; Viridiplantae; Streptophyta; Magnoliopsida; Fabales; Fabaceae. The record is from RefSeq and is a predicted model, not a curated record.